AUGAUGAAACUCAUUGUUGUCCUUCCUGUAUUCAGUUUGUUGUAUGCUGCUCAGUUUUCCAAUGCCGAUGAACUAGAGAGUCCAUCUGAAGCCCCGGCUACAAAUAUGAAAGGAGGACAAGGUUCACUGAAACCAGAAGAAUGUCCGAAAGCAUGCGAUUUCCGAUGCUCAGCAACAUCUCACCAGAAGCCAUGCCUAUUCUUUUGUAAUUUAUGUUGUAAAAAGUGUUUGUGUGUGCCAUCGGGAACGUAUGGACAUAAAGAAGAAUGUCCUUGUUAUAAUAACUGGAAAAACAAGGACGGUGGACCAAAAUGUCCAUAAUAUCAAAAAUAAAACUGAAAAUAUGUUUAAUGUUUUUUCUUUAAAAUAUCUAUGUAUUUGACCAUAUUUAAUUUGUAAUAUCAAAUAAAAUAUGAAGUUUCGUUUUCACUGCAAGACUAAAUAUAUGACAUACAUAAAGAAGACUGGCUCCCAUAUUCUUACAAACGCAAAAGCUAGUUCCCUAAUAUCAUAAAACCUGAUUUUUUUUUGUCGUAAAAACAAACACAUCAUAAAACCUGAUUAAACAUUAAAUUUUCGAGAUUUGGGGUUUAACAUAAUUUUCUUGCCUUUCGGAGUGUACUAGAGGGUUCAAUUUUUCUUUUCCAUAAAUCUUUGGUCAUAUUUGUGUGGAAAGCUCAUUGCGCUUUAAUUACAAUCAUAGACAAAAUUAAUCACUCAAGAUUAUAUUUUUCAUUCUCUUCUUACCUAUUUUC
Messenger RNA from Brassica napus (rape), 755 nucleotides. RefSeq names its product gibberellin-regulated protein 12-like. The record is from RefSeq and is a predicted model, not a curated record. The transcript is spliced from 4 exons. NCBI's taxonomy places the organism in Eukaryota, Viridiplantae, Streptophyta, Magnoliopsida, Brassicales, Brassicaceae. The coding region runs from base 1 to 321 and encodes 106 amino acids.